Suillus bovinus is the source of this 2825-nucleotide messenger RNA. RefSeq lists its product as uncharacterized. The transcript is spliced from 17 exons. Gene Ontology annotation, molecular function: ATP-dependent DNA damage sensor activity; ATP binding; ATP hydrolysis activity. The coding region runs from base 79 to 2649 and encodes 856 amino acids. Lineage: Eukaryota; Fungi; Basidiomycota; Agaricomycetes; Boletales; Suillaceae. Gene Ontology annotation, cellular component: mismatch repair complex. The record is from RefSeq and is a predicted model, not a curated record. Gene Ontology annotation, biological process: mismatch repair.
AUGUAAAGAUUUGACUGCUCUUCGACACACCAAUGCGUGAUUCAUAACAAAACUUUCUUGGUUCAUUGCCUUCUCUUCAUGUCGUGUGAAACGUCGUUGAACCAGCUUUCUGUGGAGACCCGUGCAAAACUACGUUCUACACAACUUCUUACUUCCUUACCACAGGUAGUUUCAGAGCUGUUGCAGAACUCCUUAGACGCUGGAGCAUCUCAGGUGGAUAUUGGCAUAGACUGCGAAGAAUGGAGCUGUUGGGUGCGAGAUAAUGGUGCUGGAAUUAGCAAAGCGGGAUUGACUACGAUUGGCAGGGGGUCGGAGGAAGGAAGAUACAAUACAUCCAAAGCAUACACUCCAGCAUCCCUAGAUUUCGUUUCGACAUUUGGCUUUCGCGGAGAAGCUCUCUCAUCAAUGGCUGAGUUAUGCUGUUUGGAAAUCUCGUCACGUACAUCUCAGUCUCGAGAAAGUUGGUCCGUCAUCCUCAAGGGUGGGAAGUCUUUGUACUCAGGUCCAUCGAUUCGGUGGCGAAGAGAAACUGCAGGGAGUGUCGUAUGCGUCAGGGACGCAUUCUUUAGCCUUCCUAUUCGUCGUCAAUCUCAUCCCUCUACAGCUAAGACAAUAGAUGCAAUUAAACAAGAGCUUGAGGCAUACGCUCUCAUGUUUCCUAAUGUGUCAUUCACUCUUCAAGAUGAUAGCAAAUCAAGAGAAAAUGCUUCGAGCAAAGGUCACGUCCUCCGGGUUCCAAAGACCCGUUCAAUCUUGGCUGCAUAUCGACACAUGUAUGGUCGCGCACUGACCGAGCAUGUGGAAGAGGUUGAUGCUACAUCUGGAAAUUUGAAAGCGGAGGGAUUCAUAUCCCUUGUUGGGGCACGUUCAAAGGCUCAUCAGUAUCUGUACAUAAACAAACAUCCGAUAUCAUUCUGCGAUCUUCAUCGCCUAAUCGAUAAUAAAUUCUCGAAUAGUACGUUCGCAAAGCAUGCGUAUGAUGAAGGAGGAGAAACGAAUCUGCGAUCAUCGGUCCGCCGUUCGCCCCGCAAAGGCGAGAAGAAACCUAUCUAUGUUCUAAAUUUGGUCAUACCAACGCAAUUCAUUGAUAACUGCCUGGAACCAGCAAAAUCCGCAGUUCAGAUCGAGCAUAAGAGCGUUGUGACAACAUUCCUCUCUUCUGUGAUAGAUUCCUUUCUAAAUCGACAUGGUUUCACAUCUGGCAAACGUGGCGCUGAAGAAGGCUGUAGUUCCCCGCCCAAGAAGCGCAAAGUCUCGUUGGUUCCAAAUAGCGCGGCCCAAAAAAAGGACUCUCAGCCGCCAGCCAGUAGGAAGGCAGGGCCGAAAGAAGCACGGACGGUGUUCAUUCACCCUGAAAAUCCGCAAGAGACGGUUUGGGAAGAUCCUGCCACGGGUGAAAUGUUCAUCGUGAAUGCUCGUACUGGAAAUUCAUAUUUGCAAAAUUCGUGCCACCCGAUUGACGGAACGAACACGGCUAGCCCGAACCGUGUUUCCCGAAUUCCACGUCUUUUGAAGAAAACUCAGAAUCCUAUACAAAGUGCAUGUUCCGGCCCUGCUCCUGAUAAAAUGCCCGAUUGGCUGCAAGAAGCUCUCGCUGCGAAUAAUGCAUAUGCUACUACGGAGCCAAAGAUUCCAUCGUUGUCGCUCUUUGCUAAUCAAGCUUCCGACGAUCAGGGUUCUGCUAUUAUUCACUCUAAUCAUCCUUUGUGCUGCGCCUCCGCUUUUGGGACACCAUAUGUCCAGUCAGAAUCAUCAAGCUCCGAGCACGCACGGAUAAGAUUUCACAAAGGAGACCUAUUGAAGGCACGGGUUAUCAACCAGGUCGACCGCAAGUUCAUCGCCUGUUUAGUCGAUUUGGAUCAUUCCACGCAUCAGGAACAUGGGAAACCCCCAAACAAUCUUGCAGCGGAUGGCUCAACUCUGAUCCUGAUUGAUCAACACGCUGCGGAUGAACGAGUCCGGGUCGAACGCUUUCUAUCGGAAAUUUGCUCCGGCUUCCUACGGCAUUGCGAGGGAACCGGGGGUGUCGAAGUUUCAGAACUGUCUCCUGGUGUGCCUAUUUUACUCACGCGUCACGAAGCUUCGCGCUUGGCGACUAUCGAAGAAGUACAAUCGGCAUUCGACCGGUGGGGUGUACGAUUUGAGGGAUUGGCUAAGUUAACCUCGUUGGAAUCGGAAUGCGCAAGAGAUGAAGUUAGUGACGGGUAUGUACAAGUCUUCGUCAGAGCAAUACCUGCGAUUGUGAGCGACAAGUUACUCAUGAACGAUGAGUUGCAAGACCUUGUUAAAGGCUACUUGGGAUUUCUCGAAAGCGAGAGGGUGUCUCCUCCUAACCUAUCGCAGCAAAAAGACGCCGAUAACAUCAAGGACGACGAGUCGCAGUGGCUCAAGGCUCUUCGCUGGUGUCCACAGGAACUUCUGGAUUUGAUCAACUCAAAAGCUUGUCGUGGCGCGGUCAUGUUCAACGAUCCACUGUCACUGGAACAGUGUGAACGCCUUGUGAGAAAUCUUGCUGGGACUGCAUUUCCCUUUCAAUGCGCCCACGGAAGACCUUCCCUCGUUCCCUUGGCUCAUGUAAGUGUCACGAGUGGCGGGCGAUCCGCACCAGCAUUGGAUUGGACAAGGCUAAGAUUACUCACAUCGGGCUAAACUAUCGUUAUUGUGUUCACCUUGGAGACCUUUAUUGAGAGCUGCGUAGUCGGUAUCUUUGAACGCCUUUGUUACAUACAAAUAUUGACGAUCUCGUUCAAUUGUCCUUGUGCGCUGGCACGUGAUGCGUCGAUGGUCGCGUGACAUUGAAGUGCCAAUAUUAAACAAUAAUAAAC